Musca domestica (house fly) is the source of this 2838-nucleotide messenger RNA. RefSeq lists its product as uncharacterized. The record is from RefSeq and is a predicted model, not a curated record. The transcript is spliced from 5 exons. Bases 863 to 2092 code for a protein of 409 amino acids. Lineage: Eukaryota; Metazoa; Arthropoda; Insecta; Diptera; Muscidae.
GCCUCAUCGAUAUAUUGCUAUUUUCGCUUGCACUUGCAGAACAACGAGGUUAAAGGUCACAACGUAAAACGGACACACAACGCACAAAACAAAUUUUAUUUUUCAUCAGAAAAUACUUUCAAAUAAGAGGGAAAGUAUGUCUAAGUUUGGUCCUGAAUUCGAUCAGAUUUGGCCCAGAGUCGGCACUCAACUUAUGCUAGGAACACAAUUGGAGCGAGCGACGAAUUUCGCCCUACGCGGCGACAAAAUGAGCCGCGAAAAUUCGUCGUAUGGAACACAAUACCCACGAAAUUAUAAAACAGCUGAUGAAGUUGUUUACUUUUUGCUCAUUUGUUGACUACAAUGAAUUAUACAAGAACACAUAAUUCUUUACGUUCUCUAUUAUAAUUUCACUUAUGUCCAUCUUCUCUAUUAUAAAUUCACUGAUAUCCAUCUUCACUCAGGCGCAAGUACACAAAUAAAUAAACAAAUUAAUUAUGUUUUUUUAUACGAGUAACAGAUAGUAGAGUGACCAUAACAAAUUUUAAAGUAAAAAGUAACUUUAUUUACUAAAACACAUAAAAUUCGUACAAGUAUGGCCACCUUGUACUGUUUUGUUCGCCGGUCGCCGGCGUAUGAAAUAGAAAUAAAGCUAAUUGAGUUCGCGGCGACCGACGAAAUUUUCGCCGGUGCCGUGAUUGUGUGCACUUCCAUAUACACAUAUGUGUUUUAUUUUUGACGACGAACAUACGCCGCGAAAAAAUUCGUCGUUCGCUCCAAUUGUGUUCCUAGCAUUAGAUUAACAGAAUUCGGCAAGAAGCUUUUAAGACAGUGUGAAAAUAUUAAAAAGCCGGAAAAUGUCGAUGUUGAUAUUGCGGCAUUUAUGAAGAAAUCAUCAGAAUUUCCCUUGGAGUUUGGUUCUAAUAACUGCAGGGUAAUGAGUCAGCCCAAGGAUCGUUACCAGAAUAUCAAGAAGCAAAUCGCAUCAGCAUAUCCAUUGAUCCAUGAAAGGAUGUUGCCAUUGUAUUUGGAUUUCUUGGAAUAUAAAUGCCAGUAUGGUCAUCCAAAAGAAAAAGUUCUCUACAAAAAUAUGUUUUUGGAGGCUUUUGUGCAACGUUUGCUGACCAAACGAUGUGUACUCUUUGCUGAUCCCGAGGAUGCUUACAUGUUGCUCAAUGGCAGAUCUGGCUACGGGGAUGAUUACGAUUUAAUUGGAACUGAUGAAGAACAAGAACCAUUGGUUUUAAGCACUUGCCUGUCCUAUGAUGAAGUCAAGCUUUCAGCCUUCCUUUCAGUCUCAUCCCACAGCGAACUAAUCAACAGUGGUACUCGUGAAAAUAUGGCAGUUAUUGAAAAGGAUCUGAGCAAAAUUGAACGUGAAGGUGUGGUUAUUGGUCUAAUUGGUGCUCGUUUCCAGCGACCAUUUGUUAUGGACUGUCAGGACAUUUUGAUUAACAGCGAACAAAAUGUCGAAGAAAGUGGCUAUGGUCCCCGAAGUUCUUCCUUUUAUUUACUUGCAAAGAGACAUUGCGCAGAAGAAAACCGCCCCGAAAUAAUAGCGGCCAUAGAAUAUCGUAAAAUUUGGGAGGCAUUUUAUGAAGAUCCUAGUUAUCUGCAUCGCAAUGUCAAGAAAGACAAUCACAGAUUUGGUGAUGUUUUGAGCUUUGAUCCAACUGACAUUUUUGACAAUGUUGUAAUGAAAAAACGUUUUACCAUACCGUUCGACGCUUUGCUCUUGGAGGCCCAGUCAAGGGCAGCUCAUUUAAAUAAACAAGCAUACGUGCAUAUUGUUGGUAUCGGUCUGGGAGUGUGGCGUGCAGCAGUAAAACAGACGGACAUUUUCUUGGAAACUUUUCACCAAAGAGUUCAACAGCUAUUACCGAGGUUAAAUAAUAUUGGCGUUUUACAUUUCUCCUGGUUCGGAGUGGAUCAAUGCGGUGAUUUAAAGCAUAAUGGUUUCAUUACAUCGUCAACACAUCCACGCGGUGGCAUAAAAACAUUCCUAUCAAAUCGUAAUCCAGCGGAUAAACUUCAUGCGCCAGAUUUUUCCGAUAUGCUCUUGGUCAUAUUCUAUGCCUGGGAUGCUAAUGCAUUGCCGGAAACAAUUGGGUAACUCUAGCGACUCUUCAACGGCCAGCAGUACUCUGAUUACAGAACUACAUAACGGUCACAUCAAUACGGAGUGGGUGUGCGGUGCAAAUCUUCACAUAGCAAGUGCUGAACAUGGUGUCAUUCACAUCAGUUAUUACGCGAGGAAAACCAAUGGAGCAAAUACAUGAUUUGAGAAUUGGUGGAUAGGAAGUAAAAAACUUUCAACAAUUUUUUUAGUGUAAAUCUGAUUCCAAUUAUUUGUUUUUAAGCAUCAUUUUAUUUUGUCGUAUCAAAAUAUUUGUUAUGAAUAACGUCACCACGUCACCAUAUUAACAUGAUCCUGUUAUCGGUGACGCCUCUCUUUCCCUGGGAAUAUUCUUGCAUUGCAAACGCCUUUUUAUAAGGCAUUGCUGCCGUCGCUUUGAAAUAGUAGAAUGUAAUGUUUGAUAUAUAUAAUAUUCUAAUUUGAACUUUCUUUAAACCAAUACACAUAUUUAAUCGCAUCUCCUAACAAAAUCUCUCAAAUUAUAAAUUUGAUUACCAUUUUUGUUCAAUUAUCCCCAGCUUUGGAAAGAUCUCAUAGUCUGGCAACUCUAUAUCACACAUUUGGCAUUAGGUUUGCCUUUCUACCAUGGUAGAAGAAUAUAGGUAGACGCGUCGACACAGCUGCUGGGGCAAUGAACUGUCAAACCAAUUUUGAAAUUGAAAAUGUUGAAUGAAAAAUUAUUUAAAUUUGUAAAAAUUCUUGAAAAACGCGAAUUAUAAUAG